Nicotiana tabacum (common tobacco) is the source of this 1420-nucleotide messenger RNA. RefSeq names its product two-pore potassium channel 5. Lineage: Eukaryota; Viridiplantae; Streptophyta; Magnoliopsida; Solanales; Solanaceae. Gene Ontology annotation, molecular function: outward rectifier potassium channel activity; potassium ion leak channel activity. Gene Ontology annotation, cellular component: plant-type vacuole membrane; plasma membrane. Gene Ontology annotation, biological process: stabilization of membrane potential; potassium ion transmembrane transport. The record is from RefSeq and is a predicted model, not a curated record.
GCUGCUGAAUCAGUACAACUGUGACUCUCUCCCAAAAAGCUAACCAUCUAAUCCUCCCCUGUACAGCAACAUCGAGACCCUGACCAAUUUUGGGGACAUGGAAGCUUCGUCGUCAUCCUCCGAUUCCGAUGAUGACUUUUUCGCUCCGGUUUCCUGGCCUUCUACUUCAGCUGCCUACAGCUUAUUGCCUUCCAAUAAGAAAAUGCGCCGAUCCAGAACUGCUCCGGCUAUGGUCUCUAUGGAGGACCUCUUUAAAUCACCCACUAAAUCUGUCCACCAAUUUGGCCCUACUUCUCUCGUCAGACAGGCCGCUUUUCUACUUAUAAUUUACCUCUCUCUUGGUGUCGUCGUUUAUUCCUUCAACCGUGACCACUUCUCUGGAGUUGAGACUCACCCGGUUGUUGACGCCCUUUACUUUUGCAUCGUCACUAUGUGUACCAUUGGCUACGGCGACAUUGCUCCGAUUACUCCUUUGACCAAAGUCUUUGCUUGUAUAUUUGUGCUUGUUGGUUUUGGGUUCAUUGACAUUUUGCUGAGUGGGGUUGUCAAUUACGUACUUGACUUGCAGGAGAACUUGCUACUGGCCGGCAUUAAAGAACAAGGGCAACGGCAAUUCGAUCACGGGCAUGGGCGUGGUGGCGGACUAUCUGCCUAUAUCGUCGACGUAGCCAAAGGCAGAAUGAGAAUCAGAUUGAAGGUGGGUUUGGCUCUGGGAGUUGUUCUUUUAUGCAUUGGUUUGGGGUCAAUGGUGUUGUAUUUCCAGGAACAUUUGGAUUGGAUCGAUUCAGUUUACUUGUCAGUGAUGUCUGUUACCACUGUUGGAUAUGGUGAUAGGGCAUUCAAGACCCUGCCGGGAAGGUUGUUCGCGUCAAUUUGGCUUUUAUUCUCCACCCUCGCGGUUGCACGUGCUUUCUUGUAUUUGGCAGAGGCCAGGAUUGAUAAGAGGCACAGGAGGAUUGCCAACUGGGUAUUGCAGCGCGAAAUCACCAUUGAAGAUCUGCUUGCCGCUGACAUUAACAAUAAUGGUUUCAUUCGGAAAUCGGAAUAUGUCAUCUACAAGCUCAAGGAGAUGGGAAAGAUCAGGGAGAAAGAUGUAAUGCAGAUAUGCAAUCAGUUCAACAAGCUUGAUGAAAACAAUUCUGGGAAGAUAACAUUACCCAGUCUCAUGCAGAGUCAAUUGUAGCAACUAUUCUUUGGCUACCAUGAAUUAUCUGCUAAUUUUCAAGAAAAAGGUUAGUAGUUGCAAACGUUGGAUUUCAGAUUUUUGCUUUUCAACUUUUCUUUUCUUGGAAAACAGAUGACAUUGUUCAAUAUGUAUAUUGUAAUUGUACAUAAAUUUGGCCCCAAGGAAAAGGAUUUGAAUACCCUAGAGAAGGAUUCUGAAAGGUGUGGAUUUGUCGAGGAAACUUUGUUGAAGCUA